AUGUUGGUGCAACAAAACCAAACCCAAGGGAGCACUGGGGUCACCAUUGAAUCGGUCAUUGACUCAAUUUUCGUCCCGGGUACCAAUGCCGUUGGCGAUGCCAAUGCCAAUGCCAAUGUCAAUGAUCCCCUGAUACGAAUCCCCAAAGUUCGAGAAAUGGGGAGGGAUACCGAAGACUUCAAGGAAUGCUACGUUCCAAAGAUUGUCUCCAUUGGUCCCUACUAUUUUGGGGAUCCGAGAUUCCAGUUGUUCGAGCAACGCAAGCCUGUUUUCGCAAUGAGUCUCCUUUCAGGCAACAAGGAGGCCCUAAGAAGGUUGUACAAUAAGCUUUUUGAAAUGGUGCAAGAAUUAAGAAGCUUCUAUGCAAAAGACUCGACAACCGAGUUUUGUGAUAACGUCUUCACUAAGAUGAUGUUAUUGGAUGGUUGUUUUAUUUUGCAAUGCAUAAUACUUCACGGGGAUUUUCAAAAAUGGAUAAAACCUGAUUAUCAACAUGAAUGGAUAAAACUUGAAGAGAUUGACCUUAUUCAUUAUCGAGAUUUUCUCUUAUUGGAAAAUCAAAUUCCUUUCAAAGUUCUUACGGAGGUGAUGAAGUUAUUGAAUAAGGAAAAUCAUCUUGAGAAGAUGAUACAAAGGUAUCUCAAAAACGCUAUUUGUGUAUCUCCUCAGAAGCCGAAAUUACAGAAGUGGUUAACAUCAAUACUUUGUUUACGAUUUGAUCAAAGUUUGCAUGUAGAGCGGCCAAAGCUGCAGGAAAUGCACACCAAACCCGAUCAUCUUCUCCAUCUUCUUCACAUUCUUCAUACAGGAAAGGUCAAACAUUCCAAGAUUUGUAUGUUAAUCGAUCACAGGUGCAAUUUUCGCAAUGUUAGCGAGCUUGUGGAUUUAGGGAUCCAUUUCAAGCCUAGUGACACUAGGUCUUUCGCUUACUUCGUGUUCUCUAAAGGCUGGUGGGGGUUUUCACCUAUUGUAAAACUCCCUCCAAUAGACGUGACUGAUGGCACCCGGGCUAGGUUGUUAAACUUAGCAGCCUAUGAAAACUGCUCACGUGAUAAAGAUCGAUGGGUUUCAUCGUACAUAUCUCUUCUUGAUUCUCUGAUUGAUGACACUGCGGAUGUUAAACUUCUUCGAAAAGCUUGGGUGCUUCAAACCUAUAUGGGCAGCGAUGAAGAAGUCUCCAAAUUGUUCAAUGGAAUCGGCAAGGAAUUAUUCAUGAAUUUUGGAUAUACAGUGGUUAUGCAAGAGAUACAAAGCCAUUAUGGAAGUUUGCGUAAUAGACUAUUAUCCCAACUCAAGCAUGAAUAUUUCAGGAGCCCAUGGGCAAUAUUUGCACUACUUGGAGCUUUGAUGGCUCUUUUACUUACUGGUGUUCAAACUUAUUACACUAUCUGGAGUCCCCAAGGCACAUGUGACGAUCUUUGCAUGUUUUUGAAGAGGAAUCAUCACUUAUAA
Messenger RNA from Helianthus annuus (common sunflower), 1452 nucleotides. RefSeq names its product UPF0481 protein At3g47200. The record is from RefSeq and is a predicted model, not a curated record. Lineage: Eukaryota; Viridiplantae; Streptophyta; Magnoliopsida; Asterales; Asteraceae. The transcript has a single exon. The coding region runs from base 1 to 1452 and encodes 483 amino acids.